AUUAUUAUUAUUAUUAUCAUUUGAUGUACACAUAUAUACAGCUAUGUAUGUGUAUGUAUUUUGUAUAUUAAGAAUUGGAUGGUGAAUUUUAAUGAAUUUGAAGCAAAUUCUAAGAACGUGAAGAUCAAGUGUUGGUUGCAUUGCUAGAUAUAUUUAUAUUCACAGUCAUCUGUUACUAGGUAUGAAGCGGUGCAGAGAUGAUGAUGAUGAUGCUUAUAGUAGUCCUCAACUCAAGCGGCCAGUGGUUUCUGAACUCUCCGGGCAUUGUCAGAAGAUGGACAAAGGUAGCUCUCGAAAGUUGACAACUAAGGAUGCCCUUAAAUACCUUGAUAAAGUUAAAGAUAUAUUUCGCGACGAAAAGGACAAAUAUGAUGAGUUUCUUAAAGUCAUGAAAGAUUUCAAGGCGCAAAGAAUAAAGACCACAGGUGUCAUAGCAAGGGUGAAGGAUUUGUUUGAAGGGCAUCCGGAACUAAUUUUGGGUUUCAAUCCCUUUCUGCCAAAGGGAUUUGAGAUCACCCUCCCGCGAGUGGAUGAUCAAGAUCAAAUAAAGAAGCCUUUGGAAUAUAAAGAAGCUGUUCUAUUUGUAAACAAAAUAAAGAUGAGAUUUCAAGGACAAGACCAUGUGUACAAAUAUUUUCUUGAUACUUUGAGUAAGUAUAGCAAAGAAAAUAAAUCCAUCAAGGAAGUUCAUCAAGAGAUUGGUGCUCUUCUUAAUGAUCAGCAAGACCUGCUCAAGGAGUUCAUCAAUUUUUUUCCUGAUUCUUCUUCGGUAGCAGGAUCUAAUAAUUCUGGUCACUCCAGUAGCAACCAUAACUCUGAAAAGAUUGCUAUUGGUUCUCAUACUGAAGGCAAGGUCAGUGUUGAUCGGCCUGAUUCAGAUCAUGAGAAAGGAUGUAUUGUGGUUGAUAAAGAGCAUAGGAGGAAUGAUGAGAAAGAAACAGACACAUCGGAAGAGACAGAACUCAGAGAAAAUCAUCUAGAUGAUAAAGAUUCUGAUGGAAUUAAUCGUUUUACCCAGCAUGAACAUGUUCAUACUCUUGAGGAUUCUCUAGCUGAACUAUUUCAUCAAGAUGUGCAUGGCCAAAUGCUUUGUCUACGUGAGAAGGUCAAGGAAAGAUUGAGUAACUCAGAAGAUUACCAGACCUUUUUGAAGUGCAUUGCUCAGUACUGCACAGAAAAUAUAACCAGAUCACAACUGCAAUCGCAGGUAAAUGAUUUGCUUGGAGCAUAUGCGGAUCUUGUGGAAGAAGUCAAUGAGUUUAUAGAUCGCAGUGAAAUGACAAGAUCUGGACCUAAACCAUCUUCACUUUCCAUCAGGGAAAAGUAUCUUUCUAAAUCGAUUCAAGAACUUGACCUUUCUGACUGUGAAAGCUGCACUCCAAGUUACCGGCUUCUGCCAAAAAAUUAUCCAAUUCAGUCAGCAAGUCAAAAAACAAAGAUUGGAUUUGAGGUUUUGAAUGAUCACUGGGUUUCUGUUACUUCUGGAAGCGAGGAUUAUUCUUUCAAACACAUGCGUAAGAACCAGUAUGAAGAGAGUUUAUUUCGAUGUGAAGAUGACAGAUUUGAAUUGGACAUGUUAAUAGAAACCGUGAAUGUAACAGCCAAACGUGUGGAAGAAUUGCUGGACAGGAUCAACGAUAACUCCACCAAGACAGACAAUGUGGUUCAUAUUGAAGACUUCACAGCUAUAAAUUUGAAAUGCAUUGGACGUUUAUAUGGUGAUCAUGGGCUUGAUGUGAUGGAUGUAUUAAGGAAGAACGCAUCUCUUGCGUUGCCAGUAAUACUAACCCGUCUUAAACAGAAACAAGAAGAGUGGCUGAGGUGUCGUGCUGAUACUAAAAAGGCUUGGGCAGAAAUUUAUGCGAAAAAUUAUCACAAGUCACUUGAUCACCGUAGCUUCUAUUUCAAGCAGCAGGAUUCAAAGAGCUUGAGUGCUAAAGCUUUGUUGGCCGAAAUAAAGGAAAUCAGUGAAAAUAAGUCUGUAGAGGAUAACAUUCGUCAGUGUAUUGCUCCUGGAAAAAAACAAAACGCCAUUCCACAUCAGGAAUAUAAGUACUCGGAUUUGGAUAUUCAUGAAGACUUGUAUCAGCUCAUGAGUUAUGUGGUAUCACAAAGUGGUUCUCCUGACCAAAUCGAUAAAGCCAUGAGGAUUUGGAUUACUUUUGUUGAACCUAUGCUUGGUGUUCCUCCUAGGGUUUCAUGUGUAUCUGACCAAGAUGCCACAAAAAGGAGCAGCCGUGCUUCUAUAAGCGGCAGUACAGCUGUUAGGCGAAGUGACGGAAAACUUGCCAAGAAUGGAGAUGAAGUUUAUACUGAAAAGUUAGGCUCUUCUAGAACUAGCCUGUUAUAUGUUAACAAUGGUGUUAAAGAGAAUGGUUUAUCCAACACCAAUGAACAUAAUUUGAUUCCAAGCGUUUCAAUUGCUAGCGACACUCACGUUAAGAUAGAAAGAGAGACAACAGGAGAGUUAUUGCCAAACAGAGAUUCUAAAAAGGAUAAUUGUGCAGCGUAUAGUGAUCAUGGUUCGGAGUCAUCCCAUAAGUCGAAAGAAAUUAUCAUGACCAAAAUUAUGUAUCAAAACAAUCAUCAGCAAGGUGGCUUAGAAAACAAAGCAGGUGUGAAUACUUUUGAGAACGGUGAUGAUUCGGGAAGUGAAUCCGAUGAUGUGGAGGAUUUCUCUCCCGAAGAACAUGAUAACAAUGGUGAGAGUGAAGGCGUAGUGGAUGGGAUGGGUGACGACACCUGUCCAGUUUCCGAACAUUUUCUAAAAAGAAUGAAACCACUUAUGCUUCAUGUUCCCGCAACAUUGCACAGUAAAGCGAAUAAAUCUCGGGUCUUCUAUGGAAAUGAUGACUUUUAUGUUUUCUUCAGGCUUCAUCAAAUAUUGUACUCACGUCUGGAGGAGGCAAAGGAAAAGUCCUUGGUCGAAAGAUGGAGGGGUUCAAAUGAUACAACACCUACCGAUUCAUAUGCUAGAUUCUUAGAUCUACUCUAUAGUUUUCUUGAUGGUGCUAUUGAUAGCGCAAAAUAUGAGGAUGAAUGUCGGACUGUUCUUGGCACUUGGUCAUUCCCUGUCUUCACAUUGGACAAGUUAAUAGACAAACUAACUAAACUGCUACUAUCCAUCACAAUGGAUGAUGUUAAUAACAAGCUUCUCGAUCUCUUUGCAUAUGAAUGUUUAAGAAAGACGGAGAGAUUUGUAGACGAACUCUAUAAUGCAAACGCGAGCGUGAUUGUUAAUGACUCGAAGAUCUUCCGGUUUGAGUGUUCAUCAAUCCCAGAAACAUGUCGACAAACCCAAUUAACUAUACAGAUACUAAACUUCGGAUAUGAGAAGUCUGAACCAUCAGCUUCUAUGAUGGACCCAAAUUUUGCAGCAUAUCUAAGAACUCAACUUCUUUCAGUUGAUUCUUUGAAAAAGAGGCACAGGAUCUUCUUGAAGAGGAAUAAGGGGAAAUAUACUUGCGAUGAUGAGGACUUGGAAAUGACUAAGGCCAUGGAAGGAUUUCAUAUCUUAAACGGGUUAGAGUUUAAGAUAGCUGCCUUUACGCACAAGAUAUACUAUCUUAUGGGCACAUCAGAUUCGUUGGUGCGAAUUGGCAGAAAAAGAUUCAAGACGCGCAUGCUGUCUCAUGAACGUGCUAAUUCUUCAAAUGGCCUCUCUCUUAGAGCGAUGAAAUUCCGUAACCUGUUGGUCUCUAGGAUUCAAUCCAUGGAAAUAAGACAUGCAGUUUGAUGAGGUGCUGCAAACAUGUUACAAAGGAAGUGUAUGACAAAGUAACAUCUUUCUAAUCAAAGUGCUUCGUGGUUCUAUUGGCCAUUUAGUUUUUACGAGUCUGGAAAAGACUUUGAGGUAUCAUGCGGCAAUUUUAAGCCUCUUCCUAUGAAUGGAUCACAGUUAUUUCCAACAAUUAAUCAAUACAUUAGUUUCUUCAUAAUUCAGUUUCCGAGACAUUUUCAAAAAUAUGAAACUUGGCUAUAAGUUAGAAAGACAAUAGGGAACCUAUGGCAGAGAUUAUUACUACAAUCCUGUUUUCUUUUUUCUAAAGUAUAGAGUAAUGAAAUGAAAUUGUUGUUUCAACUACAUUGAAGAGAUUAUUACUAUAUUCUGCCUUUUUUUUU
Molecule: messenger RNA, 4122 nt
Organism: Erigeron canadensis
Lineage: Eukaryota; Viridiplantae; Streptophyta; Magnoliopsida; Asterales; Asteraceae
Product: paired amphipathic helix protein Sin3-like 3
Exons: 21
Coding region: 182-3736 (1184 amino acids)
Biological process (GO): negative regulation of transcription by RNA polymerase II
Cellular component (GO): histone deacetylase complex; chromatin
Molecular function (GO): transcription corepressor activity
Source: RefSeq, a predicted model, not a curated record